Messenger RNA from Closterium sp. NIES-67, 802 nucleotides. NCBI's taxonomy places the organism in Eukaryota, Viridiplantae, Streptophyta, Zygnematophyceae, Desmidiales, Closteriaceae. The record is from the annotation of a GenBank genome assembly.
UGUACCAGUCCUCGUUUUCCGUCGGACCACAGCAGCAGAGGCGUACCAGCCACAGCCACAGCCACCCACCCUCAAACCAUUUUCUCUCCGCCUUUCGCGCAGCCACUCCGUGCCUCCCCGACCGACGCUACCACCCGUUGCGUUCCGUCUCGUGUCUCGCCAUGUCUCAGGCUCUGACUCGCUCGGUCCUGCGACGCGCGGAGAUGCUGCGCAGCGUGUCUGCCAGGCAGAUGUCGUCGUCGUCGUCGCACGCUCACGACGUUGAGGAGACCAUCAAGUGGCGGAACGUCACCGCUGUCGCCAUCGCCGGCUGCUUGGCCCUUGGCGUUUACAACUUCGCCGGAGUCCCCCACCACCAGAAGCACGACCGACCGGAUUACCCCUACCUUCACAUCCGCAACAAGGAGUUCCCCUGGGGCCCCUGCGGUCUGUUUGAGUGGGAUUGCAAGAACGCCAGCGAGGCCAAGUGAAGCGCCAUGUAGUAGCACAGGCACAAGGACUAGUGGAUGCACAAUGGAGCACAAGCACAAGCGGAUGCACCGUGUAGCACGAGCACUAGUGGAGUAGAUGGGAAACAGUCGGGCAUGCUUUGUGCUGGCUGGCAUGGGAAUGGGAUCGGUUGGUUGGAGCAUGACUGGAGAGAGAGAAUGUGCCGCUAGUGUAGCCUGUAUUGUGAAUGUAUAAAGAAUUGAAUCAUGACAGCACACAGUAGUGAGGGGGUCUCCUGGGUAGCCUCCAGCUCUAGCAGCAUACUAAUGUGAGCGCUGUACUGUUAUUGUUGCAUCCUCCAAAAUACAUGCAA